Molecule: messenger RNA, 3442 nt
Organism: Balaenoptera ricei (Rice's whale)
Lineage: Eukaryota; Metazoa; Chordata; Mammalia; Artiodactyla; Balaenopteridae
Gene: ZC3H3
Product: zinc finger CCCH-type containing 3
Exons: 13
Coding region: 15-3194 (1059 amino acids)
Cellular component (GO): nucleus
Molecular function (GO): metal ion binding
Source: RefSeq, a predicted model, not a curated record
ACGGUCGCGCGGCGAUGAAGUCGCGGGGGCCUCGUCUGGCGUCGCGGACUCCGGAGAUGGAGGAAAAGGAGCAAUUACGGCGGCAGAUCCGUCUCCUGCAGGGUCUGAUCGAUGACUACAAAACCCUCCAUGGCAGUGCCUCUGCCCCAGGCACCUCCGCCGCUUCCCAGUGGCAGCCGCCCACUUACAGCAGCGGCAGGGCCUUCAGUGCGCGCUACCCUCGUCUGAGCCGGAGGGGCUUCUCCCCGAACCAUGGGCCCGUGUGGCGCAAGAAAUACUCCCUUGUGAAUCGGCCCUUGGGAUCCUCGGACCCACCCGGCGACUGUGCUGCGCAGCCGCCCCCUGGGGCUGGGGGCAGCCAGGGUCCCGACCCCCAGCAGUACAUCCCGGAGAGGCAGGUCCAGCUCAGUCCGGAUCAGAACAUGGUCAUCAAGGUCAAACCACCGUCAAAGCCGGGCUCAGCUGGCACUGCAGGGGUCCUGCGGGGCUCCUUGGAAGCAUACGGGGAUCCCCCCUGGAGCAGCCACAGGCCUCAGGAAGGUGAGGGUGAGCCUGCCGGUGGGCAGCGGCAGCCCUCGAGGCCAGGAAGAGCCAAGGGGAGCUGCAGUGAGGAGGACCCCCUUCUGGUCUGCCGGAAGGAGCCUGGCAAGCCCCGGCUGGUGAAGUCGCUGAGCGCCGUGGGCAGCAGCCCCUCGGAGCCCUGGCGGACGGUCAGUGAGAGCGCAGCUGCGGCCAAGGCCCGCUUCGUGGCCCCCGGCCUGCCCCAGCGGGGCGGCACGGCCCAGGGCCGGAAGGUGGGCUCGCACUCUGCGGCCAGCUGUGGUGCACAGCUCCUUGGGGACGGGAGAGCGAACGCCGGCCAUGCAGGUCAGUCAGCUGCCUCCGGCCUGGUGGCCGGCCCAGCUAGACCUGCUGCUGGACCCAGGCAGACCCGGGAGCCCUUGCUGCUGGUGUCCUGUCGAACCAACAAGUUCCGGAAAAACGACUACAAGUGGGUGGCUGCCUCGGCGAAGAGUCCCCGGGCCCCUCGGAGGGCCCUCAGUCCCAGAGCAGUGGCGGAGAAUGUGUGCAAGGCCCCCUUUUCUGCAGCGGAACGAACGGAGAAGCCGCAGCUCAGAGCCGACCUGGAUGCCAAGCCCAGGAGGUCGGCCACAGCCUCCGUGCCUGGGGCCUCCCCGAGCAAGUACAAGUGGAAGGCCUCCAGCCCCUCGGCCUCCUCGUCCUCCUCCUUCCGUUGGCAGUCGGAGGCCGGCAGCAAGGACCAUGCCUCCCAGCUCUCCCCAGUCCCAUCUCGGUUCCCCCCAGGGGACAGACCAGCAGUGGGACCCAGCAGCUUGAAGCCCCUCUUCAGUGAGACCCCGCUCUCGGCUUACAAAGUGAAGAGCCGCACCAAGAUCAUCCGGAGGCGGGGGAGUGCUAGCCUUCCUGGGGACAAGAAGAGCAGCCCCCCACCUGCUGCCGCGGCCAAGAGCCAGUUCAGCCUGCGGCGGAGGCAGACCCUCCGGGGGAAGAGCAGCCCCGUGCUGAAGAAGACGCCCAACAAGGGCCUGAUGCAGGUCAGCAGGCACCGGCUGUGCUGCCUGCCUCCUAGCCGGGCCCACCUCCCCACCAAGGAAGCCUCCAGCCUGCACGGCCAGCGGAACCCUCCCACCAGCAAAGUGAUCAAGACUCGCUACCGCAUCGUCAAGAAGACCCAGGCCUCACCUCUCAGCACCGCCCCCGGUCCCCUGGCCCCACCCUCCUGGCGGGCACUGCGGCUCUCCCUGUCCAGGUCCUUGGUGCUGAACGGCCUGCGUACUGCUGCAGCAGGUGGGAAAGCCCAGCCCGGCUCCCCUCGGUGGCGGAACAAAGGCUACCGCUGCAUCGGAGGCGUCCUCUACAAGGUGUCGGCCAACAAGCUCUCCAAGACCUAUGGCCGGCCCGGCAGCGACGGGGGCAGCAGGCCCCUCCUGCGCGCAGGCCGCUUGGACCCUGCCAGCAGCUGCAGCCGCUCCCUGGCCAGCCGGGCCGUGCAGCGCAGCCUGGCCAUCGUGCGGCAGGCGCGGCAGAGGCGGCGGCGGCGGAAGGAGGAGUACUGCAUGUACUACAACCGCUUCGGCAGGUGCAACCGCGGCGAGCACUGCCCCUACAUCCACGACCCCGAGAAGGUGGCCGUGUGCACCAGGUUUGUUCGGGGCACGUGCAAGAAGACGGACGGGACCUGCCCCUUCUCCCACCACGUCUCCAAGGAGAAGCUGUCGUGGUAUUCAGCUCCCCCCACCCCACGCCUCUCCCCAGAAAAGUGGCUUUUCGAAGCCCCUGUGUGUCCUCUGCAGGCAGGCAGGAGUCCAGUGGGGUGUGAUGCCCGUGUGCUCCUACUUCCUGAAAGGAAUCUGCAGCAACAGCAACUGUCCCUACAGCCACGUCUACGUGUCCCGCAGGGCGGAGGUCUGCACCGACUUCCUCAAAGGCUACUGCCCGCUGGGCGCGAAGUGCAAGAAGAAGCACACGCUGCUGUGUCCCGACUUCUCCCGCAGGGGCGUCUGCCCCCGGGGCGCCCAGUGCCAGCUGCUCCACCGCAACCAGAGGCAACUCGGCCGGCGGGCAGCCACAGCCCCGGCCCCGGAGCCCAACACCACGCCCCCCAGGAGCAGGGCUUCCACCAGCCACGGGCCCAGGAAGUCCUUGGCCACCCAGCGCCCCACCAGGCAGACGUCCAGCUCCCCCACCUCCGCGGCAGCCGGCUCGGCCUCCCCGCCGCCUUCCCCACGGCUGUUAGCUGCAGCCUCGGCCUCUUCCUCCUCUGUCUCCUCCCGCCCCUCCACCCCAUCCUCCCCCUCCCGCCCCUCUCCCUCCUCCCCCUCCGCCUCCCUGCCGCUGGACCAGGAGGAGCUGUCUCUGCCGGAGGAGGCUGCCUCGGCGGGGACGGGCUCCGGCAGCCUCUGCAAGCUGCCCUCCUUCAUCUCCCUGCAGUCCUCGCCAGGCCCAGGAGGCCAGCCCAGGGCCCCGACCCCCAGGAGCAGCCCCACCAAGGACUCAGGGAAAUCGCUGCACAUCAAACCCCGUCUGUGAGGGCCCAGGGAGCCGGCCCACGCCUACCUCAGCCCUUCAUCCCUGGAGAGGAAGGAGGCUGUGCCCGCCACUGCCCCAGAGGAGGGACCGCUUGCCACAGAGCGCCCCCCGGGGGCUGCAGGGCCGUCGCUCUGCCCGCCUGACUCUCAGCCCUGUGUGAUCAGUGCCCAGGCCUCGCCUCCCUCGGGCUGGGCUCCACCCGCCCGCCCACCCCUGGGUCCUCAGCCUUGCCCUGAGGGGUGCCUGGCAGGUUCACCCCCAGGCCCGUCCCUCUGUGGGUGUGGCAGCGGCCAUGCGAUGCACGCCCCCCCCCGCCUCCCCCACCCCCCGGUCCUUCCGCAGGCCUCCCUGGCGGGCAUUUUGUGUUCAGCAAUAAAGGUUCUGUCCUGUG